AUGAUUUCCUGCCCUCCAGCCCCAGGAAAUGUUAGUGAGUCGGAGGAAGACCGAGGCACCGGGAGCGUGGAGAGUCAUGCCCCACCCAGCACACAUCGGGUGCCUGACUCCAAGUUCCAUUCCAUCCACGCAAAGCUGGACACCAUCAAGAAAGGUCAUGCGAAGGACAGCCAACGCUACAAAGUCGACUAUGAGUCCCAGAGCACGGACACCCAGAACUUCUCCUCGGAGUCCAAACGGGAGACAGAAUAUGGUCCCUGCCGUAGAGAGAUGGAAGACACCCUGAAUCACCUGAAGUUCCUCAAUGUGCUGAGUCCCAGGGGUGUGCACAUCCCCAACUGUGACAAGAAAGGAUUUUAUAAGAAGAAGCAGUGCCGCCCCUCCAAAGGCAGAAAGCGGGGCUUCUGCUGGUGCGUGGACAAGUAUGGGCAGCCCCUCCCAGGCUUCGACAGCAAGGGCACAGACGACGUGCACUGCCUCGGCAUGCAGAGCCAGUAAACCCCACUGCAUCAGUUAAAUUGGAGCUCCAAUACGCCUUACUUUGCACAAAAGACUGCCAUGGACAGAACAGCACCUGGCUACAUCCUCAACUUAUAUUUCUUUUUGUGAUGAACUGGUUUUUUGUUUUU
This is a messenger RNA of Dipodomys ordii (Ord's kangaroo rat), 629 nucleotides long. RefSeq names its product insulin-like growth factor binding protein 3 (gene Igfbp3). Gene Ontology annotation, biological process: regulation of insulin-like growth factor receptor signaling pathway. Gene Ontology annotation, molecular function: fibronectin binding; insulin-like growth factor I binding; insulin-like growth factor II binding. The record is from RefSeq and is a predicted model, not a curated record. Bases 1 to 498 code for a protein of 165 amino acids. Lineage: Eukaryota; Metazoa; Chordata; Mammalia; Rodentia; Heteromyidae. Gene Ontology annotation, cellular component: extracellular region. The transcript has 5 exons.